AUGGUCUUGUACGCCAAGGUCGGCGCGAACGACCGCCAAAGCACGUACGUUGGGAUCACGCCCGACACGUACGCCUCAACGAUCAACAGCAUGUGGAACUCAUUGCUCGCCCGCGCCAACGGCGACACGACCUUUCAGCUCUAUGUAUACGUCGAGAAGAGCGAGACACGAGCUCAGCAGAUUCGUCGUGCGACCGAGAAUCGGAUCCGCGAAGUCGCUGCGCGACUUGCUGCGCGGAUUAUGGACGUUCCCCGCGCACCCGAGGACGUGCCGGGUCCGGCUCAGCUCCGCUACCACGCCACUCACCUCGCGCGCCAAAUGGACGACCCCUUCGUGGAACGCGGCACGGUCGAAAGUUCCGGUCGUGUGUUUCCAGGCAAAGAAGCCGCUGGAGUCCCGCGCCGCGACCACGCGUAG
Saprolegnia diclina VS20 is the source of this 417-nucleotide messenger RNA. RefSeq lists its product as hypothetical. Bases 1 to 417 code for a protein of 138 amino acids. The transcript has 4 exons. NCBI's taxonomy places the organism in Eukaryota, Oomycota, Saprolegniomycetes, Saprolegniales, Saprolegniaceae. The record is from RefSeq and is a predicted model, not a curated record.